AUGAUAAAAAAUUGCUGUUCAAGAGAAGAACUUCAACUAGUGUCAAAUAAUGGCUUAGAAGACAGCAAAGUACAAAGAGACAAAUUUGUGUCCAUACGUGAAGCAGUAGCAAAAUUAUCAAUAUACAGUGGUCAAGGUUUUGUAAAAUGUCAAUAUCAAGCAGGAAAGUGGCAAUGUCAGACCAAUCAGUGCUUAUGUUUUAAGAAAAAUCUCAAAUGUUCCAACAAAUGCCACCAAAUAACAACAUGCGACAACAAGUAA
Macrosiphum euphorbiae (potato aphid) is the source of this 261-nucleotide messenger RNA. The record is from the annotation of a GenBank genome assembly. Lineage: Eukaryota; Metazoa; Arthropoda; Insecta; Hemiptera; Aphididae.